Molecule: messenger RNA, 1061 nt
Organism: Ailuropoda melanoleuca (giant panda)
Lineage: Eukaryota; Metazoa; Chordata; Mammalia; Carnivora; Ursidae
Gene: UBXN1
Product: UBX domain protein 1
Exons: 10
Coding region: 78-968 (296 amino acids)
Biological process (GO): negative regulation of protein K48-linked deubiquitination; negative regulation of proteasomal ubiquitin-dependent protein catabolic process; negative regulation of protein ubiquitination
Cellular component (GO): cytoplasm; nucleus
Molecular function (GO): K48-linked polyubiquitin modification-dependent protein binding
Source: RefSeq, a predicted model, not a curated record
UCCCCUCGGCUUUCUUCUCGUCCGUGUCCGCUGAGGGUCCAGAGCCGGGUCCCCGCGGAAGCGGCGGUGGCGGCGCCAUGGCGGAGCUGACGGCUCUGGAGAGUCUCAUCGAGAUGGGCUUCCCCAGGGGACGCGCGGAGAAGGCUCUGGCCCUCACAGGGAACCAGGGCAUCGAGGCUGCAAUGGACUGGCUGAUGGAGCACGAAGACGACCCUGAUGUAGACGAGCCGCUGGCGACCCCCCUUGGACAUGUCCUGGGAAGGGAACCCACCUCCUCGGAGCAAGGUGGCCCUGAAGGAACCGGCUCUACUGCCGGAGAAGGCAAACCCGUUUUGAGUGAAGAGGAGAGACAGGAACAGACUAAGAGGAUGUUGGAGCUGGUGGCUCAGAAGCAGCGGGAGCGGGAAGAAAGAGAGGAGCGAGAGGCUUUGGAACGGGAACGGCAGCGCAGGAAACAAGGGCAAGAGUUGUCGGCUGCUCGACAGCGACUUCAGGAAGAUGAGAUGCGCCGGGCUGCUGAGGAGCGGAGGAGGGAAAAGGCUGAAGAGUUAGCAGCCAGACAGAGAGUCCGAGAAAAGAUUGAAAGAGACAAAGCAGAGAGAGCCAAGAAGUAUGGUGGGAGUGUGGGUUCUCGGCCUUCUCCACCAACAGAGCCAGGUCCUGUUCCCUCUUCUCCCAGCCAGGAGCCUCCCACCAAGCGGGAGUAUGACCAGUGUCGAAUACAGGUCAGGCUGCCAGAUGGGACCUCACUGACCCAGACUUUCCGGGCACGGGAACAGCUGGCAGCUGUGAGGCUCUACGUGGAGCUCCACCGUGGGGAAGAACCAGGGGGAGACCAGGACCCUGUGCAGUUGCUCAGUGGCUUCCCCCGGCGGGCCUUCUCAGAGGCUGACAUGGAACGGCCCCUGCAGGAGCUGGGACUUGUGCCUUCUGCUGUCCUCAUUGUGGCCAAGAAAUGUCCCAGCUGAGAGGCCUUUAUUCCACCAUCCCUUUCUGACCUCUUCAUCUUUGAUAAAGCACUGACAUCUCCUUCCUAAUAAAUAGACCCUCUGAGUUCUGUA